GCAGAAGUUCAUCAAUCGACUGCAAACGUCUCGAGAGCACGAGCUUGGAGGGAAGAAACUGACAGAGACCAUAUGACUGAGAGCUCACACGGCCAAAUAACAUGAUCUGCCCGCUGACUUCAACUGUGACCACGACAAUGAACGAUAAAUAAAGCAUCAGUACAAACUGCAUCCUGAUGCCAGUUCACCACCUGGAAAGGAAAGAUGUCACCUAAAGAUCUCAAGAACUAGCUGGGAACUUUUUGGAUUUUCCUGAAACUCUUGUAAUUAACUGUGAAACUGCUUUAGACAGUCCUUUUGGUAACAUCCCAUAUAUUUAAAAAAACAAUGGCGUCCUACAGCCCUGCGCCUGCAGAAGAGGCAUCCCCUGAGGUGUCGAACGGAAACCUGAAGGCAAGCAGCUCCCAGGAGUCCAUGAAACUGAAAAAAGAAAUAUCAUUGCUCAAUGGCGUGUGUCUGAUUGUGGGAAACAUGAUCGGCUCUGGGAUUUUCGUCUCACCCAAGGGCGUGCUGAUGUAUAGCGGCUCCUAUGGGUUAUCGCUGGUAGUGUGGACAAUUGGUGGGAUCUUCUCUGUGUUUGGGGCUCUCUGUUAUGCUGAGCUCGGGACCACCAUCACCAAGUCUGGCGCCAGCUACGCCUACAUCCUGGAGGCCUUUGGAGGCUUUUUGGCGUUCAUCCGUCUAUGGACUUCUCUGCUGAUCAUCGAGCCCACCAGCCAGGCUGUGAUAGCCAUCACUUUCUCCAACUACAUGGUUCAGCCCAUCUUCCCCACCUGUAUAGCACCCUACGUGGCCAAUCGUCUGCUGGCCGCUGCCUGCAUCUGUUUGCUGACCUUUGUGAACUGUGCCUAUGUGAAGUAUGGGACGCGCGUUCAGGACUUCUUCACCUACGUAAAGGUCGUCGCCCUCAUCGCUGUCAUCAUCACGGGCCUGGUCAAGAUAUUCCAGGGUUACACACAGAAUUUUGAGGGCUUGUUCUCAGAUUCUUCUCACGAUCCUGGUGAUGUUGCUCUGGCUCUAUAUUCUGCUCUUUUCUCCUACUCUGGAUGGGACACACUCAACUUCGUCACUGAGGAGAUCAAAAACCCAGAGAGAAAUCUCCCUCUGGCCAUUGCUAUCUCUAUGCCCAUUGUCACAGUGAUCUACAUUCUUACCAAUCUGGCAUACUAUACAAUCCUGCCCAUCCCUGCCAUUCUGGACAGUGACGCUGUGGCUGUGACAUUUGCAGACCAGGUAUUUGGGUAUUUGAACUGGACAAUACCUGUCGCUGUGGCUUUCUCCUGUUUUGGAGGAUUAAACGCAUCAAUAGUGGCUGCUUCAAGGCUGUUCUUCGUGGGCUCCAGAGAGGGGCAUCUGCCAGACUACCUGUGCAUGAUCCACAUCACCCGCUUCACCCCCAUCCCUGCCCUGCUCUUCAAUGGGGCCAUGGCUCUGGUGUAUCUGUGUGUGGAGGACGUCUUUAAACUCAUCAACUACUACAGCUUCAGCUACUGGUUCUUUGUGGGCCUGUCUAUCCUGGGACAGCUGUACCUGCGCUGGAAACAACCUGACAGACCACGACCACUAAAGCUCAGCCUCUUCUUUCCGAUUAUAUUCUGCCUGUGCACAGUAUUUCUAGUGGUGGUACCUUUAUACAGCGACACCAUCAACUCAUUAAUCGGCAUUGGCAUUGCUUUAUCCGGAGUGCCCGUCUACUUCCUGUGCUGCCAUCUACCUGCCACAAAAAGGCCGAUGUGGCUCCGCAAGUUCAUUGCAUCCUCAGGCGUACUCAUUCAGAAAGUGUGCUACUGUGUUCUUACUGAGAUGGACAAGGAGGAUGAAAAAACAGAGUAGAUGACGGUGAAUACAACGUGUGUUUUCUGGAGGACUCGAAUUGAUAUGCAAAACAGAAGCUGCUGAUGGGAUUAACAUUGGUUUUUACACUGGAUUAGUGCCAAAACAAGUCCUUCAUAUUUAUGAUAUUUAUAUUAAAGAAAGGCUGCAUUUUGAUCAGUUUCAUACUGAUUUGAUGGUUAACAUUAAAGCAGCUCUUUAUAUACAAAAAACUACCUUUGGGUUUUUGUAGAGAUUGGGAAGAUGUGGUAUGAUAGCACUAAUAACACAGGGAUAGUAAUAAACUUUAAUAUUGCACAUUAACUGAGCGUGAAUUUAGAUGAUUGUACACUGAAAGUCUAAUAUAACACCUUGUUGUGUUUUUGUGAGGACAGUAACUGCCGCUACAGUAUGUUGUACUAUUUCAGGUUUAUACCUGAAUAUCUAAAGCAGUAUUUUCCAUGUUUCUAAAGACUGAAAUGACAAAGGCAGUGUUACUGUGGAUUUGUGAUAAAUAUGUUGAAUAAGACCAAAAAAUAAAGGACAAACUAUGCAAA
Molecule: messenger RNA, 2369 nt
Organism: Danio aesculapii
Lineage: Eukaryota; Metazoa; Chordata; Actinopteri; Cypriniformes; Danionidae
Gene: slc7a7
Product: solute carrier family 7 member 7
Exons: 10
Coding region: 328-1833 (501 amino acids)
Biological process (GO): amino acid transmembrane transport
Cellular component (GO): membrane
Molecular function (GO): L-amino acid transmembrane transporter activity; basic amino acid transmembrane transporter activity
Source: RefSeq, a predicted model, not a curated record